Messenger RNA from Didymosphaeria variabile, 5259 nucleotides. RefSeq lists its product as uncharacterized. Gene Ontology annotation, biological process: actin filament bundle assembly; mitotic actomyosin contractile ring assembly; barbed-end actin filament capping. Gene Ontology annotation, molecular function: actin binding; small GTPase binding. Gene Ontology annotation, cellular component: cell division site; mating projection tip. NCBI's taxonomy places the organism in Eukaryota, Fungi, Ascomycota, Dothideomycetes, Pleosporales, Didymosphaeriaceae. Bases 1 to 5259 code for a protein of 1752 amino acids. The record is from RefSeq and is a predicted model, not a curated record. The transcript has 3 exons.
AUGUUCUCAGGCACGUCGCAGGACAAGGGGAGGCAGAGUUCCGCGGGAAAGUUCUUCGGCCGCCGUCACCACAAGGACAAGGACAGGCCCAGCAAUGAAACCCAUCUCUCGACCCAGAGCCCCCAAGGGAGCGCCCAUGGCUCGCAGUCGUCACGACACUCCCACAGACACACGAGCUCCGUCGCCUCUGUAGAUCGCCCGCUGUCCCUCGGCCCGGAGCAAGGGCUGGCAAUGCAGGCUGGCAUCUACUCGAGCAUACCAGUGCCUUCCUACGAGCAGAACAGCAACGCCCCGCGCCUGGUCGACGACCCCUACGGUGUACCCCAGCCUCACCACCUCGACAAGUCGACCGGUGACUACCACCAGUACCCCGUCUUCGAUCCCUCCAAGAUGCCCCAGAAUGGCUACGCGAACGCUGGGCCGCCGCGCCCGCCACCCCACGCCACGGGCUCCGCAAUGGCUUCUUCUCAGCCCGGCGACAGAGGUGUCUCGAUCCAGCAGUGGGGCUCGGCAGGCCGGGGAAGCAAUGGCAACACAUACACAUCAUACACAGACUCCUCGAAUAAUACGCGCACGUCUUCAGACCAGGCGAGCGUCUACUCUAAUGACUCCAGAAACCGCACCUCCAAUGUCUACUACCCGCAGCAGAGCCAGUCUCAGUCUACCUUCUCCUCCAUCGGCCUCGACGCCGGCAGCCUACUUCCCAUGGCCGCAUCUACGCCGCGCGAUUCGCACCGCCAUUUACUACAUUCGAACCAGCCCUCAGCGUUUUCAUCGACAUCUUCUUUUGGCCAGAAUGGCUUCUCGAUACAAAGACCAGCGGAUCAUGUGGUGGAGCAGGAAUUCAUGAAGUUGAUGGAAAGAAGAGGAUGGAAGAGCUUACCGGAGCAGGCGCGGCGGCAGAUGGAAGCCUACAAGAUUGAUAAAAAGUGGACACUGGUGCAUCAGGAUAAGCUGGCCGAGUUCAAGCAUGAAGAAAGAAAGAGACAGACACAACGGCAAACAUAUGUGGGAGGCGCAAAUCCGGACGUACUAGCGAGGGCGGAAGAGGAGGGCUCGCCGGAGUGGUACGUCAAGAAGGUUAUGGAUAAUUCCAUCACGUUGAAGCAGAUGUCGAGCUUGGAAAUCAGCCUGCGAACACAGCCAAUUGCCUGGGUGCGAGGAUUUAUUGAGGCACAGGGUCAGAUUGCGCUCACGAAUGUGCUGGCCAAGAUCAACCGCAGGAAAGGGCAAGGACCAGCACCUCCACCUAACUCGGUCUUGCAAAAGGCGGAGAAUGAUACUGAGCGCGAGUACGAGAUUAUCAAGUGUUUGAAGGCGUUGAUGAACAACAAGUACGGCGCCGACAAUGCGCUGCAAUAUCCCUCCAUCAUCCAAGCGCUCGCCGGCUCGCUCAUCUCUUCGCGAUUGAACACGCGAAAAGUUGUCUCGGACGUCUUGACCUUCCUCUGCCAUUUUGGCGGUGGUACUGGUCACGAGAAGGUUUUGCAGGCGCUCGAUGCCCUCAAGACGCAAUAUGGCGAGAAUGGACGAUUUGACGCGUGGAUGCGCAUUGUGGAAGUCACGGUUGAUGGACGCGGAAAGAUGGGCUCAAUGGUCGGCGCCUCAGAAGAGGUCCGAAGCGGAGGUAUCGGUGUGGAGAACCUGCUAAUGGAAUACGCAAUCGCUACACUGUUCCUCAUCAACAUGGUUGUGGAUAGCCCAGACCGAGACUUGCAGCUCAGAAUGCAUAUCCGAGCUCAGUUCACAGGAUGCGGUAUCAAGCGUGUCUUCAAGAAAAUGGAGGGCUUCCAGUACGAUGUUAUUGACAAGCAGAUCGAACGGUAUAUGACCAAUGAAGCUGUCGAUUACGAGGAGUACCUGGAGGUGGAGAACAACUCCAUGGUGGACGACGUGGAGGGCGAAGGCAAGGAUCUCAAUGACCCAAUUCAGAUCGCAGAUGCGAUAAACAGCAAGAUCAUCAACACUCGGGAGCAAGACUACUUCGUUUCGGCCAUGCAGCAUCUGAUGAUCAUCCGAGAUACCAACGGCGAAGACCGGUUGAAGAUGUUCCAGCUCGUGGAUUCUAUGCUAAGUUAUGUUGCCAUGGAUCGCCGUCUACCGGAUAUGGACCUGAAACAGAGUCUGAACUUCACCGUGCAGUCUUUACUCGACAAGCUAUAUACCGAUUCGGAAGCGCGACAAGUACGAGACGAGGCAAUCGAAGCUCGGCAAAUCGCAGAUUCCGCAAUUGCUGAGCGCGACGAGGCCAAAGCACAGCUUGAACUGGGCGCAGAUGGCUUGGUUCAGAAGCUCCAGAAACAGCUUGCAGAACAAGAGAAUAUCAUCGCUGUAAGAGGGAGGCAGAUCGAGCAGAUGAAAGCCGAACUAGCUGAGAUCUCAAGAAUACGGGCCCAAGAGCUGCAGCGCAACGAAUUGGAAACGCGUGAGCUGUACUUGAUGCUUAGGGAUGCUCAAGAUGUUGCAGCAUCAGCAGCGAAGAACAAAGGAAAGGAGGAUCUCGGUGCUGCCGACCCUGCGCAAAUGCAAGGCAUUCUGGAUCGUGAGAGGUUGAUGGGCCGACUCGAGAUCCAAUUGCAAAGAGCGAAGACGCAGGCCACUCUCGAAGGCAAAGUACUAGGCCAGGUACAGCCGAGCGAGAAGCUAAGAGAGCUGAGAGAAAGAAUGGAGGGUCAGACCGACGGCGACUUCGAUGGUGUGGAUCCCAGCUCCCUCGGCUCAUCAAGAGCAAAGAGUGGUGUCGUGCGAAGGAAACCUGUUGGAAGUGCCUUUGACGACGACGAGGCGAUGCCUGAUGUUCUUGAGGAUGAUGAAGACGUCGUCAUCGAGAAGCCUCGCCUCGUACAGAUGCACAAGCCCAAGCUCAGCAAUGCCGGUCGCCCUCCUACCGGACUCUUGGAUGAAAUCACGUCGAGAGUCCAACAAUACGGCGACUCGGAAGCAGACGAAAGCGAAAGCGCGAAACACCCAAAGCUGGCGCACCUCCUCCACCGCCGCCGCCACCACCUCCACCUCCUGGUCAACUUGGAUUUCCUGCCAACAUACCUCCUCCUCCGCCCAUGCCUGGCACCAAUGCUGCUGGACCCCACCUCCUCCGCCUCCGCCCCCACCACCUCCCGGUGCACUCGGUUUCCUGCUGCUCCUGGCAUUCCUCCUCCACCUCCUAUGCCUGGUCAAAUCGAUGGCAGUAUGCCUCCACCGCCUCCUCCGCCCCCAAUGCCAGGUGCAAAACGAGGUGGCUUCAUGCCAAAGGCACCUGCCUUUGGUACUGCUUCUGCGCACCUUACAGGACCCCGACCCAAGAAGAAGCUCAAAGCGUUGCAUUGGGACAAGGUCGAUUCGCCUAAUUCAACGGUAUGGGCAAAUCAUGGUCUGACUUCAGAAGAGAAAGAAGAGAAGUACCGUGAACUGAAAAACAAGGGUGUACUGGAUGAGGUUGAGAAGCUGUUCUUGGCGAAGGAGAUCAAGGCCAUCGGCAAGAAGUCGGCGAAGAAGGACGACAAGAAACAGAUCAUCUCACGCGAUUUGAUGCACACCUUCCAGAUCAGCAUGUCCAAGUUCUCACAGUAUUCAGCUGAGGAUGUUACGAACAUGAUCAUUCACUGUGACACGAAAAUUCUUGACGAUCCCGUUGUUAUGGAGUUCCUGCAGAAGAACGAUCUCUGCGAUGUACCAGAUAACGUAGCGAAGCUCAUAGCACCCUACUCGAAAGACUGGACCGGGCCGAACGCGAACGAAAGCAAACGGGAACAGAACCCUGAAGAUCUUACACGAGAGGACCAGAUCUACCUGUACACCGCGUACGAGCUGCAUCACUACUGGAAGAGUAGGAUGCGGGCCCUUAGCCUGACUCGCACUUACGAAGCCGACUACGACGAGAUCUCUAACAAGCUCCUCGAGAUCACGCGGGUCUCAGACGCCCUGCGCAGUUCCGUCGGUCUGAUCAGUGUCUUGGGACUUAUUCUCGACAUCGGUAACUUCAUGAACGACGCAAACAAGCAAGCAACAGGUUUCAAAUUGUCCACUUUGUCUCGACUGGGAAUGUUGAAGGACGAUAAGAACGAAUCGACUUUCGCCGAUCUUGUCGAACGCAUCGUCCGCAACCAAUACCCUGGCUGGGAGGACUUCACCGAGGAGAUCAACGGCGUUGUGAAGGCCCAGAAGAUCAACGUUGAGCAGCUGCAGACCGAUGCGAAGAAGUACAUCGACAAUAUCAAGAACGUCCAGAUGUCACUUGAUUCAGGUAACCUGUCUGACCCGACAAAGUUCCACCCUGAAGAUAAGGUCGCCAUCGUGGUGACAAGACACAUGAAGGAGGCUCGACGGAAAGCAGAGCAGCUCCAAGUCUUCUUGGAGGACAUGCAGAAGAUGUACGACGACAUCAUGGCCUUCUACGGCGAAGACCCCACAGACGACAGUGCCAGACGCGAUUUCUUCGCCAAGCUGGCAAACUUCGUCACGGAAUGGAAGAAAUCCAAAGAGAAGAACAUCCAGCUCGAAGAUCUCCACCGCCGCAACGAAGCCAACAUCCGCCGCAAAGCUGCUGGUCCCAACCCGCUUUCAUCGUCUGCUCUCGCCAACGAUACGGGCGACGCACCAAAGUCCCCCGCCAACACAGGCGCUAUGGACGACCUCCUCAAGAAGCUGCGCGACGCUAAGCCCGAGGCACGCGACCAGCGUGAUCGCCGUCGUCGCGCUCGCUUAAAGGAUCGCCACCAGGUGCGCGUCGCAAGCGGGCAGCAAAUCCCCGAAAUAGGCGUCAACAUGGAAGAAGAGAAAGAAGAAGACGCCGCGAGCGACGCAGGCAAAGCGAUAUUAAGUCCGACAAGUGAGGGCGGCGAAAGCAGCCAGAGCGCCGAAGUCAAGAGCCCGACUGAUGCGUCUGCAGAGCCGGAUGUUGCGGAUCGAGCGGCGGCUAUGCUGGAGGGUCUUACAGGGGGGUCCGUCAGCAAGGAUGGAAGUCUUGUUAUACGAAGGCGGAGGGAAAAUGCGGAUUCUGAGCGCGAGCGUAGACGGCGGAGAAGGCAGCAGGCUAGUACGGCGAGUAGUGUCCGGUCUGAAGACGCGGGCGGGCUGAUGAGUCCUACGAUUCCGGAAGAGGGAGAGGAUGGCGUCAGGAGGGGCAGCGUGGUUAGUCGGGAUGGCAGCGACGAUGGGCCUCAGACGCCGAUUACAAUCGUCAGUCCGCCGAGUCCGGAGCAGAAGCGCGACGGGGACGACGGCGGGAGGAAGUUGCCUACGCCGCCGCCCGAGUCGUAG